Miscanthus lutarioriparius is the source of this 381-nucleotide messenger RNA. The record is from the annotation of a GenBank genome assembly. NCBI's taxonomy places the organism in Eukaryota, Viridiplantae, Streptophyta, Magnoliopsida, Poales, Poaceae.
AUGGAGCCCCGCAAGCCGCCGCCUUCGACGACAGCUCCGCCGGCCACGGCGGCCAGCGAGAUAACAGGAGGUCCAAGUCCAGCUGGGGCCGUGACGGCGCUGUCCGGGUCGCCGAGGCAGGCUCCCUCAUCGUCGUCCCAUGGCGCGGCGGUGGCCGUGACCGCGAGCCUGCUGGCCGCCGCGGGGCUCGGCGGCGGGGCGCUGCUGGCGUGGUGGGCGGUCGCGUUCCGCCGCGCGAACGCGAUGCUGUGGAUGGUGCCCGCGGGGCUCGUCCUCCUCGGCACCCCGCUCAUCGCGUGGCUCUCCGUCCUCGUCGCCUCUGGCACGGCGUCCCCGCCCCGGUCCCCUGCUGACGAUUUAGGCUCUGCACAGCUGAGCUAA